Gekko japonicus is the source of this 2417-nucleotide messenger RNA. It is a transcript of the gene DHX58, whose product is annotated as DEXH-box helicase 58. Bases 112 to 2154 code for a protein of 680 amino acids. Gene Ontology annotation, biological process: response to virus; innate immune response; positive regulation of interferon-beta production. NCBI's taxonomy places the organism in Eukaryota, Metazoa, Chordata, Lepidosauria, Squamata, Gekkonidae. Gene Ontology annotation, molecular function: hydrolase activity; ATP binding; single-stranded RNA binding. The record is from RefSeq and is a predicted model, not a curated record. The transcript is spliced from 13 exons. Gene Ontology annotation, cellular component: cytoplasm.
UUUCCCGAGCUGGGUCGGAGAGGCGCAGCCGCGCCUGUGCCUGGAGCUGCUGGGUCUGGAGAGAAACAGGAGUUUCCUGUGGAUCAGUGGGGCUCUUGGAAUGCUGCCAGGAUGGAUCUGCGAGAUUACCAGUGGGAAGUCAUUGAGCCUGCCCUAGAGGGCAAGAAUAUAAUAAUCUGGCUGCCAACAGGUGCUGGGAAGACCAGGGCAGCUGCCUACAUCUGUAAGAGGCAUUUGGAGAGCCGAGAUAAGAGCAAGGUUGCUGUGUUGGUCAACACGGUGCCUCUGGUAGACCAGCACCUGAAGAAUGAGUUCAGCUUCCUGCAGAAUCACUUCCAGAUCACCGCCAUCAGUGGGGACAGGGGACUGAAGUCGUUCUUCUCAGAAGAGCUGAAGUGCAACGAUUUGAUCAUCUGCACAGCCCAAAUCCUACAAAAUGCCCUCCAGAGCCGAGAAGAGGAAAUGCAUGUGGAGCUGACGGAUUUCUCCUUGCUGGUGAUUGACGAGUGCCACCACACCCACAAGGAAAGCACGUACAACAAGAUCAUGCAGGACUACCUGGAGCGUAAGAUGAAAGGCCAACAGAACUUGCCACAAAUCGUGGGGCUCACGGCCUCACUGGGCACUGGAGGGGCCAACUCCGUUAACGGAGCCCAAGACCAUAUCUUACAGAUUUGUGCCAACCUGGAUGCUGCAAAAAUCAUGUCCUCUGAUAAAUACAAGUUCUACCUUAACACGCAUGUCCCACAACCUAAGAAGCAGUAUGACGUGACUGAAGAACGGCCCCUGGAUCCCUUUGGUGAGAAGAUCAAGGAGAUAAUGUUCCAGAUCCAUGCUUACCUGAAUGAUCCUGACUUGUCUACUGAUUUUGGCACUCAGAUAUAUGAACAACGCAUUGUGGAGCUUCAGAAAGAAGGAGCAGAAGGAUUCUGCCGAAAGACCCGAGUGUGUGCCUUGCACCUGCGUAAAUACAAUGAUGCCCUGCUGAUCAAUGACACAGUGCGUAUGAUUGAUGCCUUCCAAACCCUGGAUGAGUUUUACCUACUGGAGAGAGCCAUGAAGGAGCUGGAGGAUGUGACUGAGCGCUACUUGGUUCAGAUCUUUGACCGGAACAAGGAGCGCCUCUUGGCCCUAGCUAAAAACACACGCUAUGAGAAUCCCAAGCUUGAGAAACUACAGCAAGUCCUCCAGGACCACUUCCGAGCAGACAGUGGCUCGCGGGGCAUCGUGUUUGUCCGGACACGUCAGGGUGCUCACUCCCUACACCAGUGGGUAAAGGAUAAUGUGGAUCUGCAACAACAGGGCAUCAAGGCUGCUGUCCUGACUGGGGCUGGGUACAGCAACCAGACCAAGCACAUGACCCAGCACGAGCAGCAAGACGUCAUCCACCAGUUCCGCAAGGGGCCACUCAAUCUGCUCUUCUCCACCAGCGUGGCUGAGGAGGGGCUGGACAUCCCUGAGUGCAAUAUCGUGGUCCGCUAUGGACUGAUGACCAACGAGAUUGCCAUGAUGCAGGCCAGAGGUCGUGCCCGUGCCCCCAACAGCAUCUGCUCAGUCUUGGCCAAGGCCAACAGCAAGGAGGUAGCCCGUGAACAGCUCAACGAGACCCUGGAAGUCCUGAUGGAGAAAGCUAUUAAGAGGGUGCAAGAGAUGCCUCCGUGGGAAUACACUCAGACGAUCGCGAAACUUCAGCGUGACGCUGUGAUCGGCAGCAAGAUGCGAGAUACUGAACGUGAGAAGCGACGUCAGCUGCAUGAUCCAGAGGUUGUGCGUCUCUACUGCAUCAACUGCAACGAGGCCAUCUGCCACGGCUCUGACCUGCGCACAGUUGAGAAAACUCACCAUAUAAACAUCAACCCCAACUUCAGACUGUACUACAGAAAGUCACUUGACCAUGUGGUGAUUCCUCGUACCUUCAAGGACUGGAAGCCAGGCAGCUCCAUUAGCUGUAGUAUGUGUGGGCAGGCCUGGGGGACGGAAAUGAUCUACCGAGCGGUCACCCUGCCCAUGCUUGCUGUUAAAAACUUUGUGGUGGAAAGCCCAGAUGGCAGAAGGACCUAUAAGCAGUGGAGCAAAGUUACUUUUGCCAUUGAGGAGUUUGACUACACUCAGUAUUGUGAAACCAACGUUGAGCUGGAUGGCCUGGACCCUUAAAGCUUAAGAGAAGGAAAAGGAAAACAUUAAGUUUGCUUCUUUGGAUAAAGUGGCUGCCUACAUUAGUUGACGUUGUUUAGGCACGAGGCUUUUCAGCUUGUUAUAUGGGCACUGUGGAGUCAGUCUGGAUGAUGAGUUGAGCCUUGGAUCUGGGUGACCUGGGUUCAGGUCCUGCCUCUGCCAUGGAUCCACUGCUUGGUCUUGUGGGAAUCAAACUUGCUGUCAGCCUCUGGAUCCUUGUAAGAGUGACCCAGCCCACAGAG